AGCUGGCGGUUGUUUGGUGCAUUGGGUGGUUUGUUUGCGGGCGGUUGUCAGCUUCAUGAUGGCAGCAAUCCUUAGGACAGCUUUCAGGCACAAGGUUAAUGAUCUGCUAACUGUAGAGGGAUGGAACACUCAGCACAGCCACAUAACAAUGAUGGAUCUUUCCGCCAUUUGGACAUAUGUGCUAUUCAUCAUCGACUGCCCCAUUUUGUUUUGCAGCCAACAACAAAAUUAUUUAUUGAUGGGAAGUUUAUUGAAUCAAACACUUCAGAAUGGAUUGACGUUCACAACCCUGCAACAAAUGAGGUGAUUAGCAAAGUCCCAAAGGCCACUCAGGAGGAGAUGCUUGCUGCCGUGAACUCCUGUCAACGUGCUUACCCAUCAUGGUCAGAAACAUCAGUAAUGAGUCGGCAGCAGAUUUUUCUGAGGUACCAGCAACUCAUCAAAGACAACCUGACUGAAAUUGCCAAGCUCAUCACAAAAGAGCAAGGAAAAACCUUGGCAGAUGCUGAAGGAGAUGUUUUCAGAGGCUUGCAGGUCGUUGAACACACUUGCAGCAUCACAUCUCUAAUGCUGGGUGAGACUUUGCCCUCCAUCACCAAAGACAUGGACACAUUCACUUACCGUCUGCCAAUAGGAGUGUGCGCUGGCAUUACUCCCUUUAAUUUCCCAGCCAUGAUUCCACUCUGGAUGUACCCUAUGGCUUUGGUGUGCGGAAACACUUUCCUGCUCAAACCUUCGGAGCGUGUGCCAGGAGCAGCCAUGUUGCUGGCCAAGUUGUUGCAAGAUGCAGGAGCUCCAGAUGGAACCCUUAAUAUUAUCCAUGGGCAGCAUGAUGCUGUGAACUUUGUUUGUGACCAUCCUGCUAUAAAAGCUAUCAGCUUUGUUGGUUCCAAUCAAGCAGGAGAGUACAUCUACACAAGAGGUUCCAAAAAUGGCAAGAGAGUCCAAUCAAACAUGGGCGCUAAGAACCACGGAGUCGUGAUGCCUGAUGCUAACAAGGAGAACACUCUGAAUCAGCUGGUUGGUGCAGCUUUUGGAGCAGCUGGACAACGUUGCAUGGCCCUGUCAACCGCUGUCCUGGUCGGGGAAGCUAGAAAUUGGCUGCCUGAACUGGUGGAAAGGGCAAAGAAACUGAGAGUCAAUGCAGGUGACCAGCCGGGCUCUGACCUAGGUCCUCUCGUCUCCCCUCAGGCAAAGACCCGAGUGUGUGAUCUGGUCCAAAGUGGUGUGGAGGAGGGUGCAAAGUUGCUACUGGAUGGCCGGAAGAUCCAGGUGAAAGGAUAUGAAAACGGUAACUUUGUGGGUCCCACCAUCCUUGCAGCAGUGAAGCCUCAAAUGAAGUGCUAUACUGAGGAGAUCUUCGGACCAGUCCUAGUAGUCCUUGAAGCAGAUACCCUGGAUGAAGCUGUUGAUAUCAUCAACCAAAACCCAUAUGGAAACGGCACUGCCAUCUUCACCACAAAUGGUGCCACAGCCCGUAAAUUCACACACCACGUUGAUGUGGGACAGAUUGGAGUAAAUGUGCCUAUCCCAGUUCCAUUGCCCAUGUUCUCGUUUACUGGAUCAAGAGGCUCAUUCAGGGGUGAUACCAACUUCUAUGGCAAACAGGGUAUUCAGUUCUACACUCAAGUAAAGACGGUCACAUCACAGUGGAAGGAGGAAGAUUCGACCUUAACCAGCCCAUCUGUUGUCAUGCCAACGAUGGGGCGCUAAGUUCACUUCAUUGAAAAGGCAAGCCACGUUCAACAUAGUCCUUGGUACUGACUUACGGAGAAUUUGGGCUGGAGCAGCUGCAUGUGAGCAACAUAUACCUCUGGCCCUUCCACCUGACCUAGGAGAGGCAUAUAUACCAUGGGCAUGGCAAGAGGGAAUGGAAGGAAAACUAUAGAAAACAUUUGUUUCACCUUGACCAUUCUUAGCAAUUUUAAACUAUUUUAAUUUUUCAAUUUCAAUUACUUGAAUUUUUUAAUCUGCCUCAGUAGCCCUCAAAUUCUGAUCAUGUAGCGCACAUCUAGGUAUAAACAGAGUUUAAACAGAAAGUUCUAUUUUUCCUGUCUCAAUUCGAACUGCUUGCACAGUUCAUUUUUUCCCCUCAAAAUAUGAUUUCCAUACACAAAUAAGUAAUCUGACUGAUAUAUGUAGCUUGUUGAGGAUGUCUGGAUCAAACAAUUUGAAUGAAAACCCAGAUAUCCAGUCUGAUGCAUAUCUGACUGAUAUUUGUAGCUUGUUGAGGACGUAACUUAAAGCUAGCUGACUUACAAGUAUGCAUCCCAAAAUUACCUGUUGGUGGAUUGCUUUAAACCACUAUUUAAACUUUAGGUGGAAAGAAAAUCAUAUAGUUCUGGCAAUAUUUAUGAGCUGUUUCUUACUUUAAUUGCAGGAUUCAAUGCACAGUUAUCUUUUAUUGGGUUGAUGAAAAACAAAUAUAACUGGGUAAUUUUUCUGUGUAAAAAAAAAUUGUACAGUUUUAGACCUGUGAUUAGAUAAUGAUUAAAUGUGAUUAGGUUUAGAAGUCUGAAGUCCUUUAUCCCCAUAUUCCUUUUCAGUAAGAAAUUGAUCCUAAAUCAUGUGCCUCGGACUAGUGUGUGCUUUGUCAAAGUGAGUUAGAUAUGAGCUACGGCAAUGACACCAUUACUUAUCCAGUGAAACACUUGAGUCACAGACCAGAAAAGUCGCAGGUUAGAAGCAGUGAUGUUGUAAAAAGCACUAAUUUAACAAUGGGACCUUUUUAAUGUUGGUUUUUCUUUACAUCCCAUUAAUCUAUUUCAAACAGCAAGGUUAAUUCUCAAUGUCAUAGCUCUCAAAAACGAAACUGACAGCAAGUUGUCGAGUGAAAUGGGGCAACACUAUUAUGCACAAGUUUUUUAGAUGGACAGUACUUUCUGCUCAUGAUCUAGCUGAUAAGAACAUAAUUAAGUGCAGGUGUAAGCCAUUUGGCCCUUUCAACCUGCUCUGCCAUUCAAUUAGAUCAUGGCUCAUCUACCUCAACUAGACCUUCCCACUCAAGAGUUCAAAUCUUGCAAUGGCAAACUAUGAAACAAUGUAACUUCACCUGAAACAGAUGGAAACGGGUUUGUACUCGAAAGAGUUACACCUUCCCACACUAUCCCUGGAUUCCCUUAGUAUCCAAAAAUCUAUAUUUCUGUUUUGAAUACACUUGACCAACUGACUAUCUUGAGAUUGUGUGUUCCAAACACAGUCCCUUUUGAGUGAGAAAAAAAGUCUCCUCAUCACAGUCAUAAAUGGCUGGCUGCUUAUUUUGAGGUUAUGACCUCCUAGUUCUAGACUGUCCAGCCAGGGAAACAUUCUCUCAGCAGCUACCCUUUAAACCCCCUUAAGAAUUUUAUAUGUUCCAUUGUCAUCUCUCAAUCCCUCCUCGUAAGACAAUCCCCUUAUUCCAGGAACCAGGCCAGUGAACCUUUACACUCCCUCCAGGGAAAAUGUACCCUUCUGAGUAUGGAGACCAAAACUGUACACAGUCUCCAAAGCCCUAUAUAAUUGAAGUAAGACUUUACUCUUUUACUCCAAUCCCUUUGUAAUAAAGGCUAACACUAUUUAUCCCUAAUUGUGUGUUGUACUUGCAUGUUAACUUUAUGAUUCUUGUACAAGGACACCCAGUUGCCUAUGAAUGCAAACAUUUCCCAAUCUUUCACCUUUUUAAAAAUUUUUGUUUUCUAUUUUUCCUGUUAAAGCCUUCACAUUUCCCCAUUAUGUUCCUUCUACCAUGUUCUUGCCCACUUAUUUAACAUGUCUAUAUUCCUUCUGGCCUCUUUGCAUGCUCCCACUGAGCCUUAUAUCGUCAGCAAACUUGGAUAUAUUGCCCUCAUCUAGGUCAUUGAUAUAGUUUAUAAAUAGCUGAGGCUCAAGCACUGAUUGUUGCGGUAUCCCACCAACUGCAAGCAAGCUGCCUACCCAAAAAUAACCAGUUUAUUCCUACUCUGUUAACCAAUCCUCAAUGCUAAUAUAUUAUCUCCAAUCUCAUGAACCCUAAUUUUAUGUAAUAAAUUCAUAUGUGGCACCGUAUCAAAUUCUUUUUAAAUAUUGGAAUACAUUAUAUCCAUUAAUUUUCCUUUUGAUCUACCCUGCUAGCUAUAACUUUAAACUACAACAGAUUUGUCAGGCAUGAUUUCCCUUUCAUAAAUCCAUGUUGACUCUGCCCAAUUAUACUAUGAUUUCUAAGUGCUCUGUUACCAUGUGCCUAAUAGAUUCCAGCAAUUUCUCUACUACAGAUGUCGGGCUAACUGGCCAUUAGCUCCCUGUUUUAUCUCCCUCACUUUUUUUGAAAAGUGGGUUUACCUUUGCUAUCUCCCAAUAUGCAUGGACCAUUCUAAAAUUGAGGGAAUUCUGGAAGAUCAAAACCAAUGCUGCUAUCUUUGAGCAGUCAGUGAUUUUUGUACUGAAGGAAAGUUGUGAAUUCAUAUGGAAAAAAGCUAUCCAGUUAAACUUGGGUUGAAGUGUGCAUUGUUACACUGGAUAAACUGGUUGAAGUUUUCCCCCUUCAACUUGGAGGGGGGGAAAUCACUUGGUUGUACAUGAAGCAGAUGUUCCUGUUUGUUUGAGCAUGAUGUAACUGGCUAAUCAUGUUAAUCAUGUAAAAAAAACUCUUGCUGCAAGUUGAUAAAUUAAACUUUUUAUAAAUGC
Messenger RNA from Carcharodon carcharias (great white shark), 4641 nucleotides. It is a transcript of the gene aldh6a1, whose product is annotated as aldehyde dehydrogenase 6 family, member A1. The transcript has 13 exons. Gene Ontology annotation, molecular function: malonate-semialdehyde dehydrogenase (acetylating, [NAD(P)+]) activity; methylmalonate-semialdehyde dehydrogenase (acylating, NAD+) activity. Gene Ontology annotation, cellular component: mitochondrion. The record is from RefSeq and is a predicted model, not a curated record. NCBI's taxonomy places the organism in Eukaryota, Metazoa, Chordata, Chondrichthyes, Lamniformes, Lamnidae. Gene Ontology annotation, biological process: L-valine catabolic process; thymine catabolic process. The coding region runs from base 121 to 1713 and encodes 530 amino acids.